AUGAAUAAUGACUAUUCUGUAAAACAAUUGAAAAAAGAUAGCCUUUCAAAGAAAACAAAUGAAGAGAAUGAAGGACCAAAGAAAACAAUUGAGAGAGUUGAAGAAUUAAAGAAAGAGAAUGAAGAAUUAAAGAAAGAGAAUGAAGAAUUACAACAACAAUUAUGUAAAGGUUAUACUAAUACGCUUAAAGAAAGUCCUGAAAGUUUUUGUUUUUUAAAACAGUAUACACAAUUAAAAUCAUUAAGCCUUAUUGUUGAAUAUCAAAGAAAUGAUGAGAUUACUGGUGAAUUAUUAUUUAAAAUUGUUAAAGAUAAAAGAAAUAUUAUGUUUGUUAUUACCUCAACUUCUGGUAAUGUUUUUGGCUCAUUUCAUUCAAAAAUUCCACAAAAAAUGAAUAGUUAUGUAUUUAAAGAUAAACAUAUGUUUGUGUUUUCAUUAAAAAAUUCAAACAAAACUGGAGAAGUUUGUUUUAUCCCUCGAGAAACAAAUCACCAUCUUUUAUUCUUUCCAAGAGAGAAAGAUUCAUUAUUCUAUAUAUUAGGUUGUUGGGAUAUUAAAACAAAUGAUUGUGUUAUUGACUCAGUUAAGUAUAGUGGAAAACACUUUUUUGACUGUUUUAAUUCAGAACAAUGUUUUGAAUUUGAAAAAGAAAAUCAUUUUCAAUUUGUUUAUAUCAGAGUGUAUCAAUGGAACAGCUAA
This is a messenger RNA of Entamoeba nuttalli P19, 699 nucleotides long. RefSeq lists its product as hypothetical. The transcript has a single exon. The record is from RefSeq and is a predicted model, not a curated record. Lineage: Eukaryota; Evosea; Mastigamoebida; Endamoebidae. The coding region runs from base 1 to 699 and encodes 232 amino acids.